AUGAAUAUUAAAUAAUAACUCCUUAAUUAGUAAAUUCAAUCUUAUUAGCAUUCAGAUGGAACUUGUUUUUGUUCUGUAUGUUUGUGCAGCAAAUGUUAUUGUAAAUAAAAGCCUUAACAAACACAUUACAUUAAUGAACCAAAAUCAAUUUAUAAUAUUGAUUAUGAUUCAAGAAGAACACCUAAUAAACAUUCUAGAUUGCCUAAUCAGAAUUAUUAAGGCAGAUAAAAAGCUUUAUCACUUCAUUCUGUUUAUAAUGAUGAUUUCGAUAAAAAACAGUUGAACAAAUCAUUUCUAGAUAAUACACAAUAUCCAUAGAAUAAUUCUUUCAGCAUUCCUUUUUGUGGUUGUAACACUUAUGCACUUUAAUUUCCAGGUAAAACAUCAAUGCCUCCUCAAUUAUUAAAACCACUAAAUUAAAUUUAAUUACUACCUGGUAAAUUAGACAUCAAAUCAAGUUAUCAAAGAGAACAUAAAUAUCACAAAUUAGAUCAAGAUAAAAUCAUUAAUUUUUCCAAAAUUACUAAUCAAAGAUUACAUACCAAUUCUAAAGAAAAAAAUAUUUACUUAAACUCUAGCUAUUAAGAAUAAUACAAAGGAUAAAUUGCAAAAAAAGUUUAAUAAUUACCUAUCUAAUAAAGUUAUUUACCUUUUGGACUUAGUAAUUAAGGAAUCAAUAAUCAUUAUGUUAGUACAAAUAAAAAAGAUUAUGAACCAUAAAGUUUUUAUUAAUGUGAAGCAGAUUAAAAAUUACAAAAAUUAAGCGAUUAAAUAUUAUCAUAAUAAUGA
This is a messenger RNA of Paramecium pentaurelia, 789 nucleotides long. NCBI's taxonomy places the organism in Eukaryota, Ciliophora, Oligohymenophorea, Peniculida, Parameciidae. The record is from the annotation of a GenBank genome assembly.